GGACUUAACACACAAACGCGCGCUCCCGGUGUAUACACACUCCCAUCCCUGUUUUACACAGCUCCGUCCUGUCCUCUAUUGUUGGUCAGUCUCCCCAAUGUGAAGCCGAGGGGGGUCGGGGCCAAAGGGCGCAGGUCAGGAGGACAGAGGAGGUGCAGUGGUGGUGGAGGGUGGAGGUGGUGUUUGUUUUGGCUGUUUUUGGGGUGCGGGUAGGGGCCCUCUGCUUGGUCGUGUGAUUUAGCCUGACAGCAUCAAUGAGAGAGAAGGGGCUGGCUGGGUCAGGAGGAGCGCAGGGCAGGAACGCCAUGGCCGUAAAGCUGUUCUUCUGGGAGCUGGAGAAGCAUCUGAAGAGCUCUUCGGGUGCAAGUGUGGUGGCCAUUGAUAACAAGAUUGAACAAGCAAUGGACCUGGUGAAAAGUCACCUGAUGUAUGCUGUGCGCGAGGAGGUGGAGGUGCUGAAAGAGCAGAUCAAAGAGCUGAUCGAGCGUAACACUCAGCUGGAGCAGGAGAACAACCUGCUCAAGAACCUGGCCAGCCCCGAACAGAUGGCUCAGUUCCAGGCUCAAGUCCAGACCGGCGGCUCCCCAACCAGCACCGCCCAGCCUCCGGUCCCGGGCUCAGCCGGAACAACACAAGUCUCUACACAGAACUCCGGCAUGUCUGCGUAACACACUGGAAAGCCCCCUGCAGAAGAUAAAAAGGGGAGGAAGAAAGAUGAGGAAGAGGAGGAGGGAGUUUUGCCAUACUGUGAACUGACUCUACCAUCAAGACCGACUAUGCCACAGUCUCGCAGAGCACACACUACAGCUAACCGGAGGACGAAACAACUUUCUUUUGUUGCACAUUUUAUUUAAAUGACUUGGGAGUUGCACCGGUGUGUGUAUGUGUGUCAGCUUUGUCUCCAACUUUUACCUGCUUCAGACAAUCGUCUUUGUCGUGGUGGUGGUCGUCAUCGUGUUGAUGAUGGGGAGGACAGAGCUGACAAGAACUGACUUUACAACCACCACUGUUGUUCAGCUUCUCUGAGGAGGGUGAAGCUAAUUAAGGGUGUGGCUAAUUAGGGGCGCCCUGAGCACGCUGUGCGCUCUUGUCAGUGCCGUCAAAUCCCCUCGCAGUGAUUCGUCGAAAUUGUGCCAUCCUCUUACCCCACCCUACCCCGCCUCAACCCAGCACUGUCCAUCAGCAGUUUCAAUUUUUUUACACAGCAUCUUCUUGUAUUAUCAUUCAGAUUUUUUGCUCUUUUUCAGUGCUGUGGUUUAUGCACUUUUUUCACCAACAUCUUUCAAAAAUGGUGACAGUGGACAGACUUUGAACAGACAAACCAAACGACCCAUCUGGAAUGGGAGUUCAGCUCAGUUUUUUUCUGGUUCUCUAUCCUCACAGCUGGCUAAUGAGCAUCUUGAAGAUAAGAGUCAAUAUUGUGGGUUGAGAGGGGGGGGUAUAAAAAGUCUGAGUAUAUAUUAUCAGCGCCUCGUUGUCCACUUUAAGAACUUAUUUUUUUCGUCGAUGUCCCCACCCUCACACACUCUACCCCUGUUGGAUGGAGCAUUAAACAUUUAUGCAGGGAAUCAAUGUUUUUUAGGGAGGGCUGGGAAGGUUUAGGAUUGCAGUUUGUUUUUGUCUGUUUAUGUUCUUGAUCUUCUUGAUGUACUUUAUGUCCUAGUGAACUGUAAAAUAUAACUAAGAAAGAAUAAAUAGGACAUGACUGUUUAUAGGUAGUGGACUUUGUACAGUUAAAUUUCCAAUUAAACUCUGCCAAGUGCCUGGUUUUUAACCAUAGAUACAUAUAUAGAGCCUUUUUUAAGUUGUUUUAUUCAAUAUGUACGUGUAUAUAUAUCUAUGGUUUCACCAGGUUUGGAACUACCUGUGAUGUCAUUACUCAGGGUGGGAACAGAAGAGGACCGUUACCUCGACACUAAGAUGCUGUCUCUCCUGCAGUGACACACGGCCUUGUACUGUAUGUGAACUCUCCUCUGCGGUCGCUUAAUUCACUCACUCAAAUGAUCUGGACUGUUUCAACAUUUGGGGAUGUGUGUAGUUCUUUUAUAAUGAAUGAUGGUUUAUGGUUUUUUUUGUUUUACUUUGUCUUUUGUACAGCCAAGUGUUUGAGUUGCUGGUAGGGCAACUGAAGUGCUGAACAUAAUAAUGGGACACUUGGCAAAAAGGAAAAUGCCUAGCAGAAUUAUGUCAUUGUUUUGUGCAUGUUCCUCAGCCCAUCACAAAUGUGACGUUACAAUUGCACUAGACAGUUGCACCUCAAAUAAAAACUAAAAGUAAAAAACAUAAA
This is a messenger RNA of Sphaeramia orbicularis (orbiculate cardinalfish), 2287 nucleotides long. Its product is annotated as TSC22 domain family protein 1-like. NCBI's taxonomy places the organism in Eukaryota, Metazoa, Chordata, Actinopteri, Kurtiformes, Apogonidae. Gene Ontology annotation, biological process: positive regulation of cell population proliferation; negative regulation of apoptotic process; regulation of transcription by RNA polymerase II. The transcript has 3 exons. Bases 255 to 668 code for a protein of 137 amino acids. The record is from RefSeq and is a predicted model, not a curated record. Gene Ontology annotation, cellular component: cytosol; nucleus.